GAAAGAAGAAAUGGAACUAGGAAGCUUGAUCCAUCCAUAGCCAGCAAAGGCCAUCCGAGAUUUUAUAUAGCCUUCUACUCUCAUGUAUCACCUCUUGACAAGUAACUCCUAAAGAUGAUCUUAGGCUCAAUCUCCGCCUAGAAUAUACUAAGAAAUCUCCACAUGGUGCAAUAUUUGUUAAACAAAACCUCCCAAAGUAGCUUCUCUGCAUCCCCCUCAUUGACUUCAAAUAGAAAUCUAAAAAUAUUUGGAUACCACAUGACAACACAACAAACAAAAGAAUUCCUCAAAAACCGAACCCAACCGACUUUUAAUCACAUUCUAAAGCCAAACUCAGAUCUUUAUUGAGAAAAAAAUAAAAAUCAAUCCAAAUUUUAACCCAAUCAAAACCUAAUAUGAAUCCAUCCAGACUGUAACACAUACACACAAUAGUACUAACAUAGAUAAUAGAUAUAAAAUUGGACAUAAACUAGGAAGGAAUUGAGUAACAACUCAGAUUUAGAGUUUAUACCAGCAAAAAAACUAUUCGAGGCUCAAAGUUCUUUGAUUUGAUGCUGAAAUUUCCAUCAUUCGUCGUUCUCUGCCGCCCAGCUCGUAGCGUCAACCAUAAGGUCUUCACUCCUCCCAUGGUUGCUGGCACACCCUUCCGCACCCUCCAAAAACUAGCCCUUUCGUUGUCUCACCUUCGUCGGACUCUGCUUCCCCGGAGUAACUUUCUGGUUCAGAGAAAGUCACGAUCGCAUAGAUUUAGUGAAUUGUGAAUGAUUUUCCUCUCAUUGUGCAUUUACUCCGUAUUUUGAUUAUGGGCCUACUAAAAAAUGGGUAAAACUUCGAGUCCAAUUAUUUAGAUAUAGUAGCAAUUUUACACAAUUGCCACAAUAUGUCUAAUAUUUUGUGGCAAAAUCUUAUUUGCUACAAAUAUUUGUCCAAUCUUUAUAUAUUGUGGCAAAUAUUAUUUUUUCUACUAAAACUUUGCCACAAAANGGUUAGUUGGUCUCUCCGCCCUCUUUGUUGAAGUAAUAUCUCUGUUACUCACAUUAUAUUCAGCUGAGAUGGAGAGUGAUGUUUCUUGCCAGGUUCUUGACGGGCUAGCAGCUCGGAUAACAACCGCGGUUCAAGGCUAUCAUCCUACAUCAAAACUAUUUGGGGAGUGUUGUUUGCAGGCCUGGGAUUAUCAUUAAUUGGAAUGAUUUGUUUAUUUAUAUUUAUUAUUUUAAUACUUCUCUAAAAGGGAGAUGAAGAUCUCUUCGACUCAGGCAUAUAUUAAAAAAAGAAAAAAACUGCAGCGGUAGGUCCCAGUGGGCGUGGUUGAAGCCAUGACAGUGUUAAAACAUCCAUUGCCCAGUGCACAAGGGUUUGUGGGUUUUGAAAAACAAAAGAUGAAAGAAGAAAUGGAACUAGGAAGCUUGAUCCAUCCAUAGCCAGCAAAGGCCAUCCGAGGUAUGGACAAUGAAUAAGGUAGUGGCUUUUACUAAUAAUAUUUUUUGUGUUUAAUUCAUUAAGUUUCUAGGCAUUUAAUUCUAAGGCCCUUUUGAAAUUAGAAUCCUCUUGUGUAGUUUCUAACUUCCUAUUUUUUUAAUGUUAUUGACUACAUUACAAUACAUUAUACGGAGUAAUUUUAUCUCAGAUUUUAUAUAGCCUUCUACUCUCAUGUAUCACCUCUUGACAAGUAACUCCUAAAGAUGAUCUUAGGCUCAAUCUCCGCCUAGAAUAUACUAAGAAAUCUCCACAUGGUGCAAUAUUUGUUAAACAAAACCUCCCAAAGGUUAGUUUGUCUCUCCGCCCUCUUUGUUGAAGUAAUAUCUCUGUUACUCACAUUAUAUUCAGCUGAGAUGGAGGGUGAUGUUUCUUGCCAGGUUCUUUACGGGCUAGCAGCUCGGAUAACAACCGCGGUUCAAGGCCAUCAUCCUACAUCAAAACUAUUUGGGGAGUGUUGUUUGCAGGUCCUAGUGGGCGUGGUAGAAGCCAUGACAGUGUUAAAACAUCCAUUGCCCAGUGCACAAGGUCUUCUCCAAGUCUGCAAGAGCGGGAACCCACAACUCGCCAUUGUCUGUGCAUCUUCAAGCUCCGUCUACGUCUUGAACUCCAAAGUUCCCUUUUCUGAAUCGGACCGAACAGAUUUGCCGAUGAGCUUCUAUGCCGCCAUCAAGAAAGCUGGUGAGGCAAUCGCCCACCCCAUCGUCUCAACUCUUAUAUCCCUCACGGCCUCACCUGGACUUUAUUCUAAGGCCCAUUAGAAUCCUCUUGCGUAGUUUCUAACUUCCUAUUUUUUUAAUGUUAUUGACUACAUUACAAUACAUUACACGGAGUAAUUUUAUCUCAGAUCUUAUAUAGCCUUCUACUCUCAUGUAUCACCUCUUGACAAGUAACUCCUAAAGAUGAUCUUAGGCUCAAUCUCCGCCUAAAAUAUACUAAGAAAUCUCCACAUGGUGCAAUAUUUGUUAAACAAAACCUCCCAAAGGUUAGUUUGUCUCUCCGCCCUCUUUGUUGAAGUAAUAUCACUGUUACUCACAUUAUAUUCAGCUGAGAUGGAAAGUGAUUUUUCUUGCCAGGUUCUUGACGGGCUAGCAGCUCGGAUAACAACCGCGGUUCAAGGCUAUCAUCCUACAUCAAAACUAUUUGGGGAGUGUUGUUUGCAGGUAUGCUA
Molecule: messenger RNA, 2647 nt
Organism: Cuscuta campestris
Lineage: Eukaryota; Viridiplantae; Streptophyta; Magnoliopsida; Solanales; Convolvulaceae
Source: the annotation of a GenBank genome assembly